Molecule: messenger RNA, 3691 nt
Organism: Diabrotica virgifera virgifera (western corn rootworm)
Lineage: Eukaryota; Metazoa; Arthropoda; Insecta; Coleoptera; Chrysomelidae
Product: zinc finger protein 112-like
Exons: 5
Coding region: 155-1852 (565 amino acids)
Biological process (GO): central nervous system development; regulation of transcription by RNA polymerase II
Cellular component (GO): nucleus
Molecular function (GO): DNA-binding transcription factor activity, RNA polymerase II-specific; RNA polymerase II cis-regulatory region sequence-specific DNA binding
Source: RefSeq, a predicted model, not a curated record
AAUCCACACACCAGCCACAGCCACAGUCCCGUCCUCGUCCUUUACUGUGGUCACAGUCCAAGAUAAAAGUAUAUUGAACAAAACAAAUAAGACAAAUAGUUUAAAGUUUAAAUUAAACCAAACCCUGAACCAAAAUACCAAAACCAAAUAGAAGAUGGAAGUAAAACAAGAAGUUAGUGAAAACAUUAAAAUGGAAAUAGAUUGUAAUCAAAUGUGUGAUGUUCCCUUGGAUACUUCCAAAACUGAAAUUAAAGAGGAAGACAAUAAAUUUAAUUGUGUAUAUUUAAAGGAAUAUCCUAUAAAGACGGAAAUAGAAGAAGUUAAACUUGAAGAAAAACAAAACACGGAAAAAGCUGUGAAAUUUAAAGUUGAAAUUAAGGAAGAGUUUAUUGAAUAUGACCAAAACUAUCUAGAGAAUCAGCUAUCGACAUCAAUAGAUGUGGAACACCUCAAAAAUGAACCAAAAGAUAACUCAGGUAUGGAGUUUAAAGUUGAAAUUAAAGAGGAGUUUGUUGAAUAUAAUGAAAUAUACAUUGGAAAUCACUUAUCCACAUCAACAAAUAUUGGAGACUUCAAGAAUGAACCAGAAGAUAGCUCAGGAAUGGAACUAAAACCCAAAAUUAAGGAAGAGUGUGUUAAAGGGAACCAAAAAUAUAUAGAAAAUCAGCUAUUUACAAUAGUAGAUGAAAAUGAUUUAAAAAAUGAACCAGAUGAAGAUAACUCAGGUUUUUCUCAGGACAGAAUAGGAAGUAUGAAAAGUUUAUCUGAACAUUCGUGCAGUGAAGAACAAGUAAGUUCACACCCUGGAGAAACAACAAAUACACAAACGGAUGUUCAGAGUGGAGAAGGACUUCACAAAUGUGAAAUUUGUUUUAAGGAAUUUUCUCGGAAAAAUCAUUUAGAGAGCCAUUUGCGAAGUCAUACAGGAGAAAAACCUUUUGAGUGUGAAAUAUGUUUUAACAAGUUUACGGAAGCAGGGGGUUUGAAAAAGCACUUGAGACUGCACACGGAAGACAGUACUUAUAAGUGUAAAAUUUGUUUUAAGCACUUUUCUUGUUCUUAUACUUUGGAAAGACACUUGAGACUGCACACUGGACAGAAGCCUUACACAUGUGAAAUUUGUAAUAAGCAGUUUAAUGACGCAGGAAACUUGAAAAAGCACUUGAGAAUGCACACUGGAGAAAAGCCGUACAUGUGUGAAAUUUGUUCUAAUCGGUUUACUCAAGCAAGUCAUUUGAGACAUCAUAUCAGAUCACACACUGGAGAAAAGCCUCACAAGUGUGAAAUCUGUUUUAAACAGUUUGCUAGCAAAAUGUUUUUAAAUCGGCAUACGAAAGUUCACACUGGAGAAAGACCUUACCAGUGCGAAAUUUGUUUAAAAUGGUUCACCCAAGCAAGUCAUUUGAAAUGUCACAUCAGGUCGCACACUGGAGAAAAGCCAUUUAAAUGUGAGUUUUGUUUGAAGCUGUAUGCUGAAGCUUCUAAUUUGAGAAGACAUUUGAGAGUGCACACUAAAGUUAAACCUUACAGUUGUGAAAUUUGUUUGAAGCAGUUUACUAGAGAAUCUUAUUUGAAAAGUCAUUUAGGAGUGCACACUGGAAAUAAACCUUACAAGUGUGAAAUUUGUUUGAAGCAGUUUACUGAAGCUUCUAAUUUGAAAAGACAUUUGAUGGUGCACACUGGAGAAAAAUCUUCCAAUUGUGAAAUUUGUUCUAAGCAGUUUAGUCGAGCAUCUGAUCUGACAAGACAUUUGAGAGUGCACACUGGAGAAAAACCUUAUGAAUGUAAAAUUUGUUCCCAGACGUUUUCUCAAAAAUCUAAUUUAAAUAUACACAUGAAGUUGCAUGUUUGAGAAACUUAACCCUGUUGCCCUGUUCGGGUCUAUUUGACUCAAAAAAUAAUUUAUUUCUCAUUUUACAAAUUAUUACGGGGCGAAACGAUUUGGUGUUCGUGACUUUAUUACCUAAUAUGAGUUCUUUCAAUUGCAUAUGAGGUAAACAAUCAACUUCCAAAUUUUUUUGAUAAAAAUGAAAUUGUUACCUAGGGUACGUUCGGGUCAAUAUGACCCACGUAUUUAAACCGUUCAAAAAUACCUGUGUAUGUGUUUUUGGUUGGCGGUAUUCUAUAUUGACAGUACCUGUGUGUUUGUCAGCCGGAUACGUCUGUAAAUAAAAACAGGUUUCUGCAAGCUAGAACUUGUAAAAUAAACUGUAGUAUAUCUGGACGAUGUUGUAAACCAAAUUAUAAAUAUGACCAACAUGGACGGUCGACAUGUCUUUGGUACCAACUGGAAAGUCAUGAAUAAAGUUGGUUUUCAAGCAUACAUUGGUCUUUUAUAAGUCCCAUGGUGAAUCAACUAAAAGUUUGUGGAAUAAAGAAACGGGUCGUAGUAUAUUUCAAUCAACAAUGUCGCUUGAUAUUAUUUACAAAAAGUUUUCAAUACGUUUUGAUAACAAAACUACUAGACAGGAUAUGAGAAGUUUUGAUAAACUUGCUGCAAUACGUGAAAUUUAGGAAACAUAGGUAGAAAAUGUACCAACAUUUUUUAACCCUGAUGAAAAUGUUACCGUCGAUAAGCAAUUAGUUGCCUUUAGAGGCCGCUCUCCCUUCAAAUGGUACAUUCCAAGCAAGCCAUCGAAAUAUGGCACAAUAGUUUGGGUUUUAUGUAAUUAUGAAAACUUCUUAUGCUCUAAAAUUGCAGAUCUAUACAGGAAUGCGUGUGUUGUGUGUGAGUGUAGUGUUGUGUGUGAGUAGUGAUUUGGAAGGCCACAAUAUUACGUAUAAUAACUUUUUUACAUCGUAAAAUUUAGGACAAUUUCUUCUAAGACAAAGUAAAUACAAUGCCGGUGACUAUAAGUAAAAUAAACCGGAGCUUUAAGCAAAAAUCGCGAAUAAAGAAGUUCAUAGCUCGUCUUUUUUGCUUCACGCAAAAUACCACUGUUGUUGACAAUAUGUAUUCCUAAAAAUAAUAAAAAUGUUGUUCUUAUGAGUACUUUGCAUCAUGAAUCGAUGCAUCAUGCAUCACUUUCAUCAAACGAAAAAGUCCCAAAUUAUUUUAGACAUAAGGGAGCAGUGGAUACUCUAGAUGUCUAAAUUAGCUUGUUGACACGUAUAGGUACAUGUGAGAAGAGAUAAUUCGCUGGACAAUGAAUGUUUUUUUAUAAUCUGCUGGACAUUUCUGCCUACAACGCGUUCGUGUUAAUGGGCAUCAGUAAAUAUCCAAUGGAAUACCAAUAAACAGGCAAAACGGUGAAUUUUUCUCGAGGAAUUGGGAAAAAACUAAUGAACCCAGUCAUCAUUUCCAGAAAAAAUAUACCAAUAACUAAAAGCUCUAACGAACUGGUAAAAAGGACACGAGCAGAAACAAGUACAUGAGGUGGAAAUGCUAGUGAACCGUCUAUGGACAAUUUAACUCCGCCUGCUAAACGAGCACGCUGUAAACUGGCCCUAAAAACGAUAACAAAACUAAUUAUAUUAUGUUGUAUAUAUCAUAAACAUAUUUGUAAAAUCCAUUCUUUUUAUUACUGUCCCAGUUGUAAACUGAUUAAAUUUUUGUAGAUAUUUUUUACUAGGCUUUUUUGAAAGAAAAAAAUACCUUUUAUUUUUUUUAAUACGGUUUAAUUUACAUUAACAACAUAGUUUUUGUUUAAUUAACCAUAAUUUCUUGUUAAUAAAGUUUUAUUUGUCACCA